GAUCCUAAAGUGAGAUCACACCACAUUUUUAAAGAACCACCAAUAUCAAAUAUGGAUGGUAGAGUUUUAGUUUCAUGAAGAUGAUGGAACAUCAUAUCACGAGUUACUCCCAUAAGAGUGUAAAAUUGUUCAUUGACUAUACUUUAUGAUAGUGAACUGUUGUCUUUGUUCACUUUUUGUAUAAUACAUUUAUAUGGGUAAUCUUGAGCUAUUUUUUCAACUUCUAAUAAUUCUUCAUUUGAAAUAUAGUAAUGUUGUGUAUAUUCAUUAAGUAUAUUAAAUCUUUAAUUGACAAGUUGGAUUGCUAAUUAAGCACAAGGAUCGUCUUUAUGAGAUAGAAGGUUGACAAUUUAUUCAAUGGAAUAGUUGUCUUAAUCGAGAAGUUCGAGAGUGUAAAAAUAAACAUCAUCAAGUUAAUCUGUACGAGUAACUCUGUAAUUGUAGGUACAAGGAGUCUCUUUAAGACCUCCGAGACAGUGUUCAGGUAUAUAAGAUAGAGCUAACUUUAGUUCCACAUCUGCCUUUAUAUAGACGAACUCUCCUACAGAUUUUGGCACUGAUACGAUACAUAUCAAUUAUUUUAUUGGUUAGCGCUUACGAUGGAC
Paramecium sonneborni is the source of this 605-nucleotide messenger RNA. The record is from the annotation of a GenBank genome assembly. NCBI's taxonomy places the organism in Eukaryota, Ciliophora, Oligohymenophorea, Peniculida, Parameciidae.